This is a messenger RNA of Ornithorhynchus anatinus (platypus), 2296 nucleotides long. RefSeq names its product cyclin L2 (gene CCNL2). Gene Ontology annotation, molecular function: cyclin-dependent protein serine/threonine kinase regulator activity. NCBI's taxonomy places the organism in Eukaryota, Metazoa, Chordata, Mammalia, Monotremata, Ornithorhynchidae. The transcript has 11 exons. The coding region runs from base 40 to 1596 and encodes 518 amino acids. Gene Ontology annotation, cellular component: nucleus. The record is from RefSeq and is a predicted model, not a curated record. Gene Ontology annotation, biological process: regulation of transcription by RNA polymerase II.
GCCGCCCGGGGAAGGCGGCGAGCACGAAGGACGGACAAAAUGGCGGCGGCGGCGGGUCCGGCGGCCCCGCAGGGCGUCCUCAUCGGCGACCGGCUGUACUCGGGGGUGCUCAUCACCCUGGAGAACUGCCUCCUGCCCGACGACCGGCUGCGCUUCACGCCCUCCAUGUCCAGCGGCCUGCACCCCGACACCGAGACCGACCUGCGCGUCGUGGGCUGCGAGCUCAUCCAGGCGGCCGGCAUCCUCCUCCGCCUGCCGCAGGUGGCCAUGGCUACGGGGCAGGUGCUGUUCCAGCGCUUCUUCUACACCAAAUCGUUCGUGAAGCAUUCCAUGGAGCACGUGUCCAUGGCCUGCGUCCACCUGGCCUCCAAGAUAGAAGAAGCGCCGCGACGGAUCAGGGACGUGAUCAACGUCUUCCACCGCCUCCGGCACCUGAGGGAGAAGCGGAAACCAGUCCCUUUGCUGCUGGAUCAGGAUUAUGUGAAUUUGAAGAAUCAAAUCAUAAAAGCCGAAAGGAGAGUCCUAAAGGAAUUGGGGUUCUGCGUCCACGUGAAGCACCCUCAUAAGAUAAUCGUUAUGUACCUUCAGGUGUUAGAGUGCGAGCGUAACCAACACCUGGUCCAGACCUCAUGGAACUACAUGAACGACAGCCUGCGGACAGACGUCUUCGUGCGGUUCCAGCCGGAGAGCAUCGCCUGCGCCUGCAUCUACUUGGCCGCCCGGACUCUGGAGAUCCCUCUGCCUAACCGCCCUCACUGGUUUUUGCUGUUCGGGGCAUCUGAGGAAGAAAUCCAGGAGAUCUGCUUCAAAAUUCUGCUGCUCUAUACCCGCAAAAAGGUCGACUUGACGCAGCUGGAGAGCGAAGUAGAGAAGAAGAAGCAAGCCAUCGAGGAGGCCAAGGCCCAGGCCAAGGGGCUGCUGCCCGGCGGGACUCCCAUCUUGGACAACCCCUCGGGCUUCUCCCCUGCCCUGAAAACCGAAUCUCCCAAGGAGGGGCCGGGGAGCAAGCCGUCCCCACUGUCCGUGCAGGCCCUGAAGAAUGCCAAGCGGAAAACAGAGGGGUUGAAGAGAGCCAAAUCCAGCAGUCCCCUGAAUGGCCUGUCCAAGGGGAGGGAGAGCAGAAGUCGAAGCCGGAGUCGAGACCAGAGCUACUCGAGAUCCCAGUCGCGGUCGGCGUCUCCCAAGAGGAAGAGCGAGAGCUGCUCAACGUCCAGCGGUUCCAAGUCCCUGAGCCGGUCCCGCAGCCGCAGCGACUCGCCCCCGCGGCAGGCGAACCACGGGGGCGGCGGCGGCGGCGGCCACAAGGGCUCCGACCUGCGCGGCUGCCGCCCGCCCAAGGCCUGCAAGUACUCCGGCCAGAAGCCCCGCGGCAGCGGCAGCGGGAGCAGCAGCCCCGGCCGGCCCAGCCGCAGCCCCUCGCGCUCCCGCAGCCGCUCCCGCGAGCGCGCGGAUCCCCCGCCCGCCGCCGCCGCCGCCAAGUACAAGAAGAAGAGCCACUACUACCGCGACCGGAGGCGGGAACGCUCGCGCUCCUACGAGCGGCCGGCCCACCGCUACGGGCGCGACCGGCCCGGCCACAGCAGGCACAGGAGGUGAGGCUGGGCUGGGGGGGGCGGGCCCAGGGAAGCCCCCGUCAGCCCGCUCCGCCGCCCGGGACGGACCCGACGGGGAAGGCGGCCCUCGGACGGACGGACGGUGGCCGACCGGAGGCUCCCGUCCCCAUCUCCCGGAAGCGGGGCCGGAGCCUGGUGCUAAGGACGAGCCGCCGCCUCCGUCUCCACACCGAUGCCGGUUCCCGUUGGACCCAGAGAGCGAUGGAUCCCCAGAGCGGCCGCCUAUAUUAGGUGGCGGCUGGGGCCGCCCCGCGCCCCGGUGUAAAUAAGCGGCCGCCCGGCCCACUUUCCGGCGCUCGCCUCGGGCGGAUUCCGAAGGCGGCCGGCGGGGCGGGGAGGAGGUUCUGACUGAAAAAUGUGAAAGUAUCUAGCUCUGUGUAUUAAGAAGUAGUCUAUUUUUUAUCUGUGCAAUGCUGCGUGCAGGCCACCAGCCCAGGACUAGAGAAGUUUCCUAUAUAGACAUUUUAUGUGGUUGAAAUAAACACAGUUCUCUCUACUCAGGAUAUUUGCAACUCGGAGGGCGGGGGGCGGUUCGGGGAGGGGGGCGCGUGGCGGGUCACUCCACCUGCUCGUUCAGAGAGGAGGAGCAGAAGCGGGUGCCCGGCCGGCCCGAUCCGCCCCGGAGGUACGGCGGAGCCCUCGAGUCCCCCCGACUUUGAUUAAAGUAUUUGAUUUUGUAUUUA